UUGGUGGAAUUAGCCGUGGAUGUAAACCAGAUUACCGGCUCUAUCCCAAUCUCUAUAUUCAAAUCUCCUCAUUGCAAUUUGUUUCACUAAGGGGGAACAAUCUCAAGGGAUCCUUACCACGGGAGAUUGGCAACUUAACCAAGAUACAAGUUUUAUAUCUUAACAACAAUAGGUUUACUGGUGAAAUACCCAAAGAGAUAAGAAAUCUGGUUGAGUUGGAGGAACUUGCUCUUGGGUUUAAUAGUUUUAGUGGUUCACUUCCAAUGGAGAUCUUCAAUAUAUCAGGGAUGAGAGCAAUGGCUCUUUCAUUGAAUAAUCUAUCAGGAACCAUCCCACCAAACAUAGGUUCUACCUUACCCAACAUUGAAGAGCUUUAUAUCAGUGACUUGACCAAUCUUGUUGGGACUAUUCCUCAUUCUAUUUCCAAUUGCUCAAAGCUUACUAUCCUAGAGCUUUCAGGUAACAAACUCACAGGCCUGAUUCCCAAUUCUCUUGGAUAUUUGACUCAUCUACAGAACCUAAAUUUGCCAGAAAAUAAUUUAACCAGUGAUUCAUUUUUAAGCUUCCUCACUUCCUUAACCAAUUGCAGAAAUUUAAGACUUCUUGAUCUAUCAUUCAACCCUCUAAAUGGAAUGCUUCCGGUCUCCGUAGGGAACUUCUCCAAAUCUCUUGUAAAGCUUUAUGCCACUGAUAGCAAGAUUAACGGCCAGAUUCCAAAUGAAGUUGGAAACUUAAGCAGCUUAUUAGACCUUGAUCUUUCUGAUAAUAACUUAAUUGGAUCGAUUCCAACAUCAACUCACAACUUGAGAAACCUUCAGCGUAUGUAUUUUCAGUACAACAAACUUACAGGAUUUAUUGGAGAUCAUAUAUGUAAACUGAAUCAUUUGGGUGCUAUUGACUUGGGUCAAAAUCAACUUUCAGGAUCUCUUCCUAAUUGUUUGGGAACGUUACUUCCCUUAGAUUGAUAUAUCUUGCUUCCAAUAAAUUGAGUUCCAAUAUACCAACAAGCUUGGGGAAUCUUAAAGAUUUAGUGCUUCUUGACUUAUCGUCAAACAACAUGGUUGGUUCUUUACCUCCAGAAAUUGGAAAUCUAAAGGCUGCGACACUAAUUGAUCUGUCAAUGAAUCAAUUCUCAAAUGGUAUUCCUAUAGAAAUUGGAGGAUUGCUAAAUCUAGAGAACUUUACUUUGAGACACAACAAGUUGCAAGGAUCUAUACCUGACUCAAUGAGCAACAUGGUAGGUUUGGAAUUUCUAGACAUUUCUCAUAAUAAUAUAUCGGGAACUAUUCCCAUGUCUUUGGAGAAACUUCAAUACCUCAAGUAUUUUAAUGUUUCUGACAAUAAGUUGCAUGGUGAAAUACCAUCGGGGGGUCCUUUCAAGAACCUCUCGAGUCAAUUUUUCAUCAACAACGAAGCAUUGUGUGGUUUGUCAAGGUUUAAUGUCCCCACAUGCCCCACUUCAUCAACGCAUAGAUCAAAUAGGACAAAAUUGCUAGUUCUAUUUCUUUUGCUAGGAAUAACACUUGUAUUUGUUCCUAUCGCCUUCCUAUUCCUAUGGAUAAGGUAUAGA
Molecule: messenger RNA, 1570 nt
Organism: Solanum tuberosum (potato)
Lineage: Eukaryota; Viridiplantae; Streptophyta; Magnoliopsida; Solanales; Solanaceae
Product: putative receptor-like protein kinase At3g47110
Exons: 3
Coding region: 264-965 (233 amino acids)
Molecular function (GO): protein binding
Source: RefSeq, a predicted model, not a curated record